AUGUACAGCGGUGUGCCACACACACACAGAAACACAGAAGCACGGAAGCACGGAAGCACAGACGCACAGAAGCGCAGAAGCACAGAAGCACAGAAGCACCACAGAAGCACCACAGAAGAAGCAGAGAAGAAGCACAGAAGAAGCACAGAAGAAGCACAGAAGAAGCGCAGAACAAGCACAGAACAAGCACAGAAGAAGCACAGAAGAAGCACAGAAGAAGCACAGAAGCAGCACAGAAGCAGCACAGAAGCAGCACAGAAGAAGCACAGAAGAAGCACAGAAGAAGCAGAGAAGAAGCACAGAAGGAGCACGGAAGCAGCACAGAAGAAGCACGGAAGAAGAACAGAAGAAGCACAGAAGAAACACAGAAAGAGCACAGAAGGAACACAGAAGCACAGGAGGAACACAGAAGCACAGGAGGAACACAGGAACACAGGAGCACAGAAGCACAGGAGCACAGAAUUCACAGAAACACAGAAACACAGAAACACAGAAACACAGAAACACAGAAACACAGAAACACAGAAACACAGGGAAACACAGGGAAACACAAGGAAACACAGGGAGACACAGGGAAACACAGGGAAACACAGGGAAACACAGGGAAACACAGGGAAACACAGGGAAACACAGGGAAACACAGGGAAACACAGGAGCACAGAAGCACAGAAGCACAAAAGCACAGAAGCACAGAAGCACAAAAGCACAGAAGCACAAAAGCACAGAAGCACAGAAGCGCACAGGCAAACAGGAUGCGCAGACACGCAGACCUGCAGACACGCAGACGCGCAGACACGCGCGCACGCACACGCGCACACGCACAGGCGCACACGCACAGGCGCAGACGCACACGCGCAGACGCACACACGCACACACGCACAGACAGAGACACACACACACACACAGACACAGACACAGACACAGACACCGACACCGACAUCGACACCGAGACAAAGAAUCGCAGUCAGCAACAUCGUUGUCCAUUCAUUGUCACGAAAGCUGCUCCUUGGAGCGUGCCGGAGUUGUCGUUUACCAAUCAUUCUCUCGUUGCUUCUCUCUCGCUCUCUAUCUCCUCCCUCUCUCUCCCUUUUGCAAGAUGACACGAAAAUCAAGUAG
Molecule: messenger RNA, 1116 nt
Organism: Symbiodinium natans
Lineage: Eukaryota; Dinophyceae; Suessiales; Symbiodiniaceae
Source: the annotation of a GenBank genome assembly